AAAGUAACAACUUCUGAUGUUGACGUUUUGUCAAAAAUAACCUGCAAUAUUUUUAAAUAUUUUUAUACUACUACUUUUGACUGAAUUAAAAAAUAUACUACAAGGAAUAAAUAUGUCUAAAAUAUCAAAUCUGGUUAAUUUCAUAGCGAAACGUAAUAUUUCGCUGUCUGCACCUCGUGAGGGUAAAAGGAAUUUCAGAAAAUUCGUGGUUGCAAACAAACGAGGAUCCCGUUUCUUCAAGGAUAGACAGAGUGGUCCGAAUCCAGAAUUAGAAGUAGACAAACGUGGUGUCCGCGACAUUGGUUAUAUGUUGAACGGUAGAUUUGUAAAAGUACCAGAAAUGAUACCGGAACUCAUUGUUCCUGAUUUGAAAGAUUGCAAUUUGAAACCUUACGUAUCGUACAAGGCAGAGGAUGUAAUCCAAAGUGAAUUCACUCCACAGCAGUUGUUUGAUGCUGUUUAUAGUAAAAAGAUUGUUAUUGAUUAUAAGCAAGGUAAAUUAAACGCUGACGGCCAACCGCUCGAACCUUCCGAAGAGGAAAACUUACAACCCGAGGAAGCUGUACAGAGAGCAAAAAGGACAGGCUCUGAUAUAUUUUAGAUGUAUAGAUGUCACUUCCUAGUUUAUGAUAUAAUUAUAAUAAAACAGUUUAUAAGUAGGUUUUAUUUGAGCAUAUUUUAUGUCUAGAUGAUAGAGUAGAAAAUAAAUAUUUGAUUUUAA
Molecule: messenger RNA, 721 nt
Organism: Danaus plexippus (monarch butterfly)
Lineage: Eukaryota; Metazoa; Arthropoda; Insecta; Lepidoptera; Nymphalidae
Gene: mRpL41
Product: large ribosomal subunit protein mL41
Exons: 1
Coding region: 113-601 (162 amino acids)
Biological process (GO): translation
Cellular component (GO): mitochondrial large ribosomal subunit
Molecular function (GO): structural constituent of ribosome
Source: RefSeq, a predicted model, not a curated record